GUCAAUCCGUGCUGAUUUAGGGCUUUUACGUACCAAACUUUAACCAGCAGUGGUGCUCGCUCACAUUCUUCGGCGCCGUCUCUGUCUGUCUUCCAACUUGCAGGUUGAUGCUCCAAGUGUAAUUAGUUGGAUGCCUUUGAAAAUGUCGAAUUACUUCACGAUUACACAAUUAGUAUCAGGAGCUUUCCACUUCUAAAGUCUAUUAGCGUAAAGCCAUAUUCAAGAUGCAGAACGACGAGGGACAAAACAUGGACCUUUACAUCCCGAGGAAGUGCUCUGCCACUAACAGGCUGAUCACUUCCAAGGAUCAUGCAUCUGUUCAGCUCAAUGUUGGCCAUUUAGAUGAGUCUGGCCGAUACACUGGCCAGUUCACCACUUAUGCACUAUGUGGAUUUAUUCGUGCCCAGGGAGACGCCGAUAGUGCUCUUGAUAGGCUCUGGCAAAAGAAAAAAGCUGAAGUUGGACAACAAUGAGAGUUUUCUAUUUGCUUUUAUUUAUGCUGAAAGUGUAGACUACCUUUCUCUUUCUCUCUUCGAUCUUCUUUCCAGUUUCUCCCCAUGCAACCUUCGUCUUUUCAUUUCCUGGAACUGAGCAUAAUGUGAGUUAUUUGUUUCUAAACUUUCGUGAGAUGAACAUGGACAGUAGGCAUAAGACUCUUAA
Messenger RNA from Solanum tuberosum (potato), 660 nucleotides. RefSeq names its product 40S ribosomal protein S21-like. The coding region runs from base 225 to 473 and encodes 82 amino acids. The transcript has 5 exons. Gene Ontology annotation, biological process: translation. NCBI's taxonomy places the organism in Eukaryota, Viridiplantae, Streptophyta, Magnoliopsida, Solanales, Solanaceae. The record is from RefSeq and is a predicted model, not a curated record. Gene Ontology annotation, cellular component: ribosome. Gene Ontology annotation, molecular function: structural constituent of ribosome.